Lathyrus sativus (Indian pea) is the source of this 1074-nucleotide messenger RNA. Lineage: Eukaryota; Viridiplantae; Streptophyta; Magnoliopsida; Fabales; Fabaceae. The record is from the annotation of a GenBank genome assembly.
AUGAAUAAGGGAAGAGAAGGCAAAGCAGCAGCACCCUCUACAGAUCUGUUAGUAUGUUUUCCAUCUCGAACUCAUCUUCGUCUAAUGCCCAAGGCCAUUUGCAGCCCUGUUAGGCCUUUAGAGCCUAACAAACUCCACCGCCACCACCAGCGAAAGAGAUCAAUUUCGAGAGCUGGUAGUGGCGGCCAAACAAGUAGUCCAAUGUUAUGGACUAAAAGUAAAUCAACCGUAGGCUCCGAGAAUUCGGAACCAACUUCUCCAAAAGUUACAUGCGCCGGACAGAUCAAAGUGAGGCAUAAAAACACUGCUUCAAGGAGUUGGCAAUCAGUGAUGGAAGAGAUAGAGAAAAUUCAUAACAACAAGAAGCAAAAGAAGCGACUAAAUUGGGCUGAAUCUCUUGGUUUCAAGAAGGAGAUCAUGCAUUUCUUCACAUGUUUACGAGCAGUACGCUUCGAUUUUCGUUGCUUUGGAUCCUUCUCUGGAACUGAUAUAGUAACAGAAGACGAAGAAGAAGACGACGACGGUGAAGAUGAAGAUGAAGUAUAUUACAAAAAUGAUCAUGUUGGUGUAGAAGAGAGUCCCGACAAUGACGACAACAACGAAUCAUCGAGAGCCGUGUUCUCGAAAUGGUUCAUGGUGUUGCAAGAAAAUCAAAAUAACGAAGUUCACAAAGAAGAAGAAAAGAAAGAGGAAAUUGGUGAUGGAGAUGAAGACGGAGAUGGAGAAAUUCCCGUGCCUCCUCCAAACGCAUUAUUGCUCAUGCGUUGCAGGUCUGCUCCGGCGAACAGCUGGUUGACAGAAAGGGAAGAAGAAGUACAUGGAAAUAACAAUGAAAAGGAAAAUAUUUCACAUAAAGAGAAAGUGAUAGAAAAAGAAUUAUCACAAACACAUGUAAAGAAAGGACAAAGCUUAAAGUCAUUGAUGGAGGAAGAGACGACAAAUAAGAAAGAGAAUUUAUUAGUGAUGAGAUACAAUCCUGAAUUUUAUGGUAUUUCAACUGAUAUUGCAGCAGAGACAUGGAUUGUUGGUGGUUUACCAGAUCCAAUGUCAAGGAGUAGAAGUUGGAAAAGAUGA